Toxotes jaculatrix (banded archerfish) is the source of this 3882-nucleotide messenger RNA. Its product is annotated as 3-hydroxy-3-methylglutaryl-coenzyme A reductase-like. Gene Ontology annotation, molecular function: NADP binding; protein binding; hydroxymethylglutaryl-CoA reductase (NADPH) activity. The transcript is spliced from 20 exons. Lineage: Eukaryota; Metazoa; Chordata; Actinopteri; Toxotidae. The record is from RefSeq and is a predicted model, not a curated record. Gene Ontology annotation, biological process: coenzyme A metabolic process; sterol biosynthetic process; isoprenoid biosynthetic process. The coding region runs from base 121 to 2787 and encodes 888 amino acids. Gene Ontology annotation, cellular component: peroxisomal membrane; endoplasmic reticulum membrane.
GCUGCUCAGUGUCUGUGACACUGGCUUCGUGUGGGUGCUGUGAGAACAGUCUGCUGCGGCUUUAUAUCUGUCCAGCCGUUCAAAGCUCAGUCUCAACUCAUUCUCACGCUCUGUUGCACCAUGCUGACCCGUCUGUUUCGUAUGCAUGGCCUCCUGGUGGCCUCUCAUCCCUGGGAGGUGAUUGUUGGCACAGUCACCCUCACCAUCUGUGUGAUGUCCAUGAACAUGUUCACGGGCAAUGACCAGAUCUGUGGCUGGAACUUUGACUGCCCCAAAACAGAAGAGCAAAUUCUCAGCAGUGAUAUCAUCAUCCUGACCAUCACACGCUGCAUCGCCAUUGUCUACAUUUACUUUCAGUUCCAGAACUUGAGACAGCUGGGAUCCAAAUACAUCUUAGGCAUUGCUGGCCUUUUCACUAUAUUCUCCAGCUUCGUAUUCAGCACAGUGGUCAUUCACUUUCUUGAUAAAGAGCUCACAGGCCUCAAUGAGGCUUUGCCCUUCUUCCUGCUUCUCAUCGACCUCUCCAAAGCAUGUGCUCUUGCCAAGUUUGCCUUAAGCUCCAGUUCUCAGGACGAAGUGAGGGACAACAUUGCUCGGGGCAUGGCAGUACUGGGACCUACUUUCACUCUGGACGCCCUGGUAGAGUGCUUAGUGAUUGGAGUGGGAACAAUGUCAGGUGUCCGGCAGUUGGAAAUCAUGUGCUGCUUUGGCUGCAUGUCUGUCUUGGCCAACUACUUUGUGUUCAUGACUUUCUUCCCUGCAUGUGUCUCUCUGGUGCUGGAGUUGUCCCGUGAGAGUCAGGAGGGCCAUCCUAUCUGGCAGCUAAGCCACUUCUCCAGAGUGAUGGAGGAGGAGGAUAACAAACCCAACCCUGUAACUCAGAGAGUCAAAAUGAUCAUGUCGCUGGGCCUGGUGAUGGUUCAUGCCCACAGCCGCUGGAUCGCCGAGCCCUUGUCCAUCAACACUACAGUAGGCAUCCCACAGGUCGGCAUGGAGUUGGACCACAUCUCACCCAGGAGGAUUGAGCCAGAGAAGCCACUUUGGCACUUCUACCUCACCAGGAUGAUAACCAUGGAUAUAGAGCAGAUGAUCUGUCUGGCCUUGGCCCUGCUGCUGGCUAUCAAGUACAUCUUCUUUGAGCAGGUUGAGAUGGAGUCUACACUGUCUCUGAAGAACCCCAUCACUAUGUCGGCCCCUGCCCUGACCCUACGACGGCCCACCGAAACUUGCUGCAGGAAGGAACCGCCAGGUCCCCGACCCCCCACCUACAGCAUGAAUGCCCCAGCACCCACCAACAAAGCAGAGAUGUGUCUGGAGUCAGAUGAGGUCAUUCGGCCCCUGUCUACCCCAGCUGCUGAUCACCAGCCAAAGAGCUUCUUUGUCAUGGGAGAUGAAGAGGAAGAGCUCAAGUCUGAGACUGCUCAGCCGAUCCUCCCCCCAAAGCCCAGAGGCCUGGACCAGUGUGUUGCCAUCCUCAACAACCCUGAGCUCGGGCCUCGAUUCUUGAGUGAUGAUGAGGUGAUGCUGCUGGUCAACUCCAAACACAUCCCUACAUACAAACUGGAGGCCACGAUGGAGAGACCAGAGAGAGGAGUGGCCAUACGAAGACAGAUGAUAUCUGCCAAACUUCCCUCUCCUUCUGUGCUCUCCUCCCUGCCAUACACCCACUAUGACUACUCAAAGGUUAUGGGCACCUGUUGUGAGAAUGUGAUUGGCUAUAUGCCUGUACCAGUGGGUGUGGCUGGACCACUACAUCUGGAUGGGAAGCAGUUCCAGGUUCCCCUGGCAACUACAGAAGGCUGUUUGGUUGCCAGCACCAACCGUGGUUGUCGAGCAAUUGCUCUGGGAGGUGGAGCCAGCAGUCGUAUCCUGGCUGACAGCAUGACUCGAGGACCCAUCGUGAGGCUGCCCUCUGCCUGCCAGGCUGCUGAGGUCAAGGCCUGGCUGGAAAGCACAGAUGGUUUUCAGGCCAUCAAAGAGGCUUUUGACAACACCAGCAGGUUUGCUCGGCUCCAGAAGCUGCUGGUUGGUCUGGCAGGGAGAAAUCUCUACAUCCGCUUCCAUUCCAAGACUGGAGAUGCCAUGGGGAUGAAUAUGAUCUCCAAGGGUACAGAACAGGCUCUGAGCAGACUGCAGCAACACUUCCCAGAGCUGCAGGUGGUGGCUGUCAGUGGAAACUACUGCACGGACAAGAAACCAGCUGCCAUAAACUGGAUCGAAGGCAGGGGCAAGUCUGCUGUUUGUGAAGCCACCAUCCCUGCUAAAGUGGUUAGAGAGGUUUUGAAAACAACAACAGAAGCCCUGGUGGAGGUGAACAUCGGUAAGAACCUGGUGGGCUCAGCCAUGGCGGGAAGCAUCGGUGGAUUUAACGCUCAUGCCGCCAACCUUGUGGCUGCCAUCUACAUAGCCUGUGGACAGGAUCCAGCCCAGUCAGUGGGCAGCAGUAACUGCAUCACCCUGAUGGAGGCAACAGGACCAACAGGGAAUGACUUGUACAUCAGCUGCACCAUGCCUUCUAUAGAGCUGGGAACUGUGGGAGGAGGCACCAACCUGCCCCCCCAGCAAGCCUGCCUUCGGAUGCUGGGUGUGCAGGGAGCCAAUCAGGACUGUCCAGGAGAGAACGCCCGGCAGCUGGCCAGGGUUGUGUGUGCCACUGUCCUGGCUGGAGAGCUCUCACUGAUGGCUGCUCUGGCUGCUGGACACCUGGUAAAGAGCCACAUGACACACAACAGAUCCAAGGUCAAUCUACAGGAAACUCCUGGAACAUGCAGCAGGAAAGCCUCCUGAGAGCCUGAGAGCAGUUUGGCCUCCUUCAGUGAGCCCAGGUCACCAGACAGAGCAGUAAAUCAAGGACAAUCUGACAGGACUAAUCAUUCAUCACUGAAAAACAUACAUCUUCCAAGUGAAGAGUAUAUCUGUGCUGGAAAUGGAAAAGGAUCCAAACAAGCUAAUCAGACUGUUCUGUGAGAGUGCAUUCAUUAUUUGUGUCUGGUUGUGUCUUAUAGAGCUGGCUAGAAGCAGUUAAUUACUGGCUUCUUUUAUAUGCACAGUUAAUAAUGCAGUGAGGUGUUUUGGAAAACAAACAGUUUGGGUUCAGAUGAAACAUUUCUGCUCUCCUGUUACCAAAUGGAGCAUUGUGAACACAGGCACCUAUAAGGUGAGGGUUUCUGAUUGUUGAAUGUAUGUGGCUGGGCAGGAAAACUGAAGAGGAAUACUGAGACUACAGAUUCUGCAUCAUUUGAUUUCUUGAUUGGGGUGGUGAAGCAGCCCACAAAGUUCAGCAGCACUGUGAAGCAGACUCGAGUCCUGGUUCGGCCACAAGAAGACAGAAAUGUUAACCAUGACAAACUUUGGUAAUUAGUACAUAUGUGUGAAUGACUGAAAGAUUCUCUGGAUCCAAAAGGCACUUUGAAAUUAGGACUGUGUCCUUCAAAAUGGAGGGAGGACAGAUAGAACAAGAUGACUGGCAUGAUGACUUCAUGUGCCUGUACUGCUAAUAGGACUAUGCAACAAAUUAUUAGCCAGUUCAUGCUGAGUAAUUACCAUAAAACAACAAAACCAAUAGGUCCAAUUAAACCAAAGGAAAUCACUUUAAAGAACUGUGUUUUACUUUAAAUUUGCUUGAGUCAGGUGCUGUCAUCCAUCACAUUGUGUCUUCUUUUAAUUAAGACAAAGUUAUGUUGCCACUGUGUGGUGAUGCAGAGACAGACUUUUCCAAUCAAAUUGCAUCAGAGUACACCAUUGAUGCUUAAAAAAAUGUAAUGCAUUUCAGAUGUGGUGUUGGUAAAAUGAUUUCACUUAUGAGUUUUCCUGAUGUACCAGCAGAUGGCAAAUAUUUUGGAUAUAUUUUGUAAUAAACAAAAUUAAAGGAUUUUAGUGUGA